UAGCGGAUUAUUAGCAGUCCUAAGAAUAAGUUGAUAGUUAGACGUUCAUUAAUUUUCUAUUAUCGAGGAAACAUGGUUAAAUACGUUAUCAGUGCUUCCCUUGCGGUUUGUUUGGUGGCUGUCAUCAAUGCAGGCGAAAUACCCCCCGAGUUCAAGGAGAUCGCACCCGAGGUGCGAAGAGUCUGUUUAGAAGAAACUGGCGCUAAAGUUGAGUGGAUUGAGAAAGCGAACAAGGGGGAAUUCACUGACGAUCCGAAAUUCAAAUGCUACUUGAAGUGUACCGUCGCCCAAUUCGGUGCAGUUUCGAGAAAAGGAGUCAACUUUGAUGCCCUAGCUAAACUGGCACCACCUGCUUACAAAGAAAAACUUGAGAAAAUUAUCGCCGUUUGUAAAGACACGAAGGGAACUAUCCCCGGAGACGUAUGUGACCAGGUGUACGAGUCUAGCAAAUGCUUCCAGCGAACAUCUCCAGACGAUUACUUCGUUAUGUAAAUUCGUGCGUAAUGGAACGUAACCCUGCCGCUAAUCGAGAAUAAUUGAGACAUUGGAUCGAAAGGAUGAAAAGUUUAAGUGGAAGUUGAAGGGGGGAAACCAUUGACUUUGAUCUCCAUAAUGAUGUGUUUGUAAUUUUUUGAGCAAAAUAAAGCAAUUGCAGAGAUAA
Molecule: messenger RNA, 661 nt
Organism: Diachasma alloeum
Lineage: Eukaryota; Metazoa; Arthropoda; Insecta; Hymenoptera; Braconidae
Gene: Obp5
Product: general odorant-binding protein 83a
Exons: 6
Coding region: 73-492 (139 amino acids)
Molecular function (GO): odorant binding
Source: RefSeq, a predicted model, not a curated record